AUGUCAGUUUACCCACUAUACAAGGAGAUCUUCCCGCCGACGAGUGUUGAGCACUGUCUGUGUGCCAAAUUUACAUCUCCAUAUGAUACGAAUUUGAUACUUGCCCGGACGUCAGUACUAGAAAUUUAUAGAUUCAGAGAAGAAGUUGAUGUUGCGAGUGAAUUGGCUGCUGGGGAAAAUGAGGAUAUGGAAGUUCAGGAAUUUGGUGGGGACGAAGAUCAGAAAUUCCUCUUCCCUACGCUAACCCCGGCAUCAACCGCCCCUGUCAUGACUGCCCGAUUGGAACUAGUUGCAAAGUAUAAAUUACACGGGAAUAUCAUGUCGAUGGGAGUAGUUACAACUAUAACUUCUGCUAUGAAUGGAUUGGACAGUUUACUUUUGACUUUUGAGGAUGCUAAGCGGAAACAGUUAUCUCUUUUAGAGUACUCUCUUGCAACAAACAGCAUUGUUACAGUGUCAAUACAUUUUUAUGAGAGAGAAGAUUUCAAGCGUGAAUUUUUGUCAAAUACUUACGCCCCAAAAGUACAUGUGGAUCCAUCAAACCGAUGUGCGGUUACGAAUUUUUAUGGCGAUAAGUUGGCCAUCUUACCAUUUUGUCAGGAAGAGACUUUACACAUCGAUGAAGAGGAAACUGCAAGUAAUCGCCCGUACGCGCCAAGUUUCGUUGUUGAUUUAGCUUCGAUUCAUCCUGAAAUUAAAAACGUUAUUGAUAUGACGUUUCUUUACGAUUAUUAUGAGCCGACUUUGGCUAUUCUAUUUGAAACUGUUCAGACGUGGCCUGGCAAACUUUCAUCAAAGAAAGAUACCUGCUCAUUAAUAAUAGUAUCUCUUGACAUAUCACAAAAGCAUUACCCAAUAAUCUACUCUCCGAAGCCUCUCCCAUCGUCCAGCCUCCGUCUCAUACCCAUUCCUCGACCGAUAGGCGGCAUUCUUGUAAUUUUCAGUAAUGGAAUAAUUCACAUCGAUCAAUCAUCUCCGGCGACAGGAAUCGCUCUGAAUGCUUUUGCAUCAAGUACGACGGACUUUCCCCUCUCUUACAAGUACUCUACUCUUGGAGUAGCCUUAGAAGGCUGUCAGCACGUUGUAAUAGACUCUUCUCGUGUAAUGUUGUUCUCACGAGACGGAGAUAUGUAUCUAGUUGAAUUGAUUCAGGAUGGAAGGAGCGUACAGAGGAUCGAGAUCGAAAAAGUCGGUGCUAGUACUAUACCAAGUUGUGCAUGUUUGGUUUCUGAUGGAUAUUUUUUUCUGGGAAGUAGUCUUGGGGAGAGCUAUUUAAUUCAAUACGGUGAGGAGGGGAAAGAAGAAGACGGUGAGAAUAAAGAAAGGAAAAGAAGCUUGUUGGUUAGAAGGAAUACGGCAGAACUCGACGCUGAUCUGUAUGGAACUGACAGCCGAACGAGCACAAUAGUUACAUCAACAGAAACAGAGAACAAGAAGACUGGUUCGGGAGAACUCUGGUUUCGAGUUUGUGAUACUUUAAUCAACGUAGGGCCUAUCGUCGACAUGACAGUGGGCGAGCCAACAUAUGGAGAGGAUGAUAUGAAUCAUAACGUAAGAAAAGACGUAGAGUUAGUUACUUGCUCAGGCUAUGGCAAGACUGGAUCUUUGUGCGUUUUCCAUCGUGCAAUUAUUCCUCGAAUUAUCUCAUCGUUCGAUCUUAGUGAAUGCAAUGACAUGUGGACAGUUCGAUGUCGGAAGGAAUUCAUUUACGAAGGAGUGAGGUUUGAUUUUGGAGAAGCCGGGAGUAGUAUGGAAGACAGUCAAUCGGAAACGUUUGAUAAAUAUUUGUUUAUAUCCAAAAACGCGAGAACGAUGGUACUUAUGACAGGGGAGGAUAUCCAAGAGCUCGAUAACGCAGGUUUUUAUACCGAAGGCCCAACGAUAUCAGUUGGAACUUUGUUUAAUGAAACCCGUAUAGUGCAAGUGUAUGCCAAUGGGAUCAGCCUUCUCAAUGCUGAUGGUAUUACAACUCAAUCGAUACCAUUCAGUAAUGAUUCCGAAAAUGCAGUCAUAGUCAGUGCACAUAUUGUUGAUCCCUAUGUAUUAUUACUAUGCGAAGAUGGAUCAAUUAAAUUAUUAAAAGCAGAUGAUACUUCAAACGAGAUUGUUUUCUGCAAAUUGACAAGUGAUAUUAAUGCAGAGCCAAUAAUAUCAUGUUGCGUGUAUCGUGACGAGUCGGAUUUAUUUACUCUAUACAGAGACUUAACCCAAUACCUCCCGUCAAAACCACUUCAACCCAGAAAAAAGCCUCCUGUCUCACCACAACCCGAAAAUCAUAACUCUCCCCAAGUAACAUCACAGAAAUUGCAUGAUUUGGACGAUGAUAUAGACAAUGAGCUGUAUGGAGACGAUAGUAUUGUAGAAGAUAUAGUCAUAGAUGAAGCAAACAACAUAAUAGAAAAGAAGGAAGUGCGGGGGGAAAAGGGUGAAGAAAAUGGGAAGACGGAGAUGCAGGUAGACGAAGAAGAAAGAGCAGGAAAUGAGGAAGAGUUAAAAGAAGACAAAAAAGUGGCAGAACAUAAGGUUACUGGUAUGGAAGACGAGACUAAGGCGACUUUUUGGGCUGUGUUAUUGAGGAUUGACGGAGCAUUGGAGAUCUACCAACUACCGGACUUUCAAGAAGUUUUUUGCUUUCCCAACUUUGAUAGUUUACCACAAGUUUUAUCAGAUGUCACUUCACGCCAGAAUGUCAAAGCAUCGGGACAAUCAAUAGAAGUGAUUGAAAUACUUAUGACAUCUCUUGGAGAGAACAAGAAAUCCCCAUAUUUGAUAGUUCGCACGCGUCUUGGCGACAUUCUAAUUUACUCAGCGUUUCGUUCCUGGACCUCUUCUGACACGACUCCUGUCAACUACUUUCUUUCCACAACUCCCAAUCCAACCACACCAACCACGCCUACAGUCUCUUAUUUCCCAACUCGAUUGGCUCUCCGUUUUUCUCGUAUUCACCACGAAUACAUAGCUCGAGAUCCCAUUCACGCUGACACUGAAGAUAAGCCCGUGUCUAACCGCACUUACCCCUAUAAUCCUGACGAACCUUGGCCCGAGACUUCAAAUCCUUCACCCUCUUUACAGUCGAUAAUGAAGUCGAUAAAAAGAAGAUUGAUUCCGUUUAGAAAUGUAAAGGGCUUCGCAGGCGUAUUUGUCACUGGUGCUAGGCCAGUAUGGGUGAUUUGCGGUGCAAAGCGUUAUGUUAGGGUACUGCCUAUGGGUGGUGAGGAUGGGAUUAAAGCUUUUACACAAUUUCACAACGUUAAUUGUGUUCACGGGUUUCUAUAUUCUAAUAUUGAGGAUGUAUGUCGAAUGGGCAUUCUUCCGUCUGACUUUAGUUACGAUCUUGAAUGGCCCGUGAAGAAGAUAAAUCUUGGAAGGUCAGUUCACGGUAUAGAAUAUCAUCCGGAUAUGCAAGUCCAUGCAUUGUUGUCGUCAGUCACAGUUUCGUUUAGACUUCAUGACGAUAACGGAGAACCGAUUGUCGGAGAAUAUGAGGAUCCCAAUUUUCCACCCAAGACCCAAAAAUUUACUCUUGAACUCAUUUCGCCCGUCACUUGGGAGACAGUUGACAGACAUGAUUUCAAUGAAGACGAACAAGGUCUAUGUAUCAAAUGCGUCAGUCUACAGACAAAGUCAACUGCAAGUGGAAGGAAAGCCUUCAUCGCUGUUGGGACAGGAUAUUUCAGAGGAGAGGAUGUUGGAAUGCGUGGAACCAUUUACGUAUACGAAAUAAUUGAGGUAGUCCCUGAACCCGACAAUCCACAAACGAAUCAUAAAUUCAAAUUGUUGUGUUUUGAAGAUGUCAAAGGAUCCGUCUCCGCCAUCUGCGAUGUAAAUGGCUACUUAUUGACCUGCGUUGGACCAAAGAUUUUCAUUCGCGCAUUUGAGGACAACGACCGGUUAAUUAGUGUCGCAUUUAUCGACAUUCAAAUAUAUGCGACAUGUGUUUCUCCCAUAAAAGACUUUAUUUUGUUAGGAGAUAUAUACAAUAGCGCCUGGUUCUUAGGUUUUCAAGAAGAACCAGCAAAACUAGCCCUCCUUGGGAAAGACUACCACAAACUCUCAGUAAUUGCUGCGAAUUUCAUAUUAGAUGACCGAGUACUUUACUUUGUCAUUGCAGACAACGACAAAAACAUCCAUCUAUUCCAAUACGCGCCAUACAAUCUACAAUCGUUUGCAGGGCAGAAACUCGUUCGUCGAGGUGAUUUCCAUGUGGGAGCACAGAUCAAUACCAUGGUUAGGAUAAAGCGUCGAGAAGUUGUGAGGAGAGAUAACGCCGGAGCGGAUCAAAUGAUGAUGACGGACGAAGAGAGUGGAUCUUUUGCUGAAUUGUGUUUGUGCGGAACGUUGGAUGGCAGUAUCGGAAUGGUAACGCCAAUACCGGAGAAAAUGUACAAGAGGAUGCAGUUAUUGCAUGCACAAAUGGUUAAUGGCAUUCCACAUCCUGCUGGAUUGAAUCCGAAAUCAUUUAGACUUCUUCAAUCAAAAUUACGCCUUCUCCAAAAUCCGGUAAAAUCAAUCCUAGAUGGUGACCUUAUUUUUGAGUUCCCGUCACUUGCACAAAACAGACAGCGCGAAAUGACAAAGCAAAUUGGUACGAGCGUUGAGAGGGUUAUGGAUGAUUUGUUAACUAUGCAGAUUGCACUUGAUCACUUUUAG
Molecule: messenger RNA, 4650 nt
Organism: Paraglomus occultum
Lineage: Eukaryota; Fungi; Glomeromycota; Glomeromycetes; Paraglomerales; Paraglomeraceae
Source: the annotation of a GenBank genome assembly